CGUUACCGAAACGGCAGGCGAGAGAGACAUAACCGUAUUUUCUUUUCACAGUCGUUCCAUUUCUCGCUCGAAGCCAUUUUCAGGUUCCAGAAGAAGUAGCUCGUCUCGCGCAUUUCAACAGCAACCUAUAUGUGCUCUGCAGCCAUGAACCCAAGUAAGUCUACAUUGAAUCCACAUGCUGAAGCUUAUGUCCCACUCUCCAAAAGAGAGUUUCCCACUCAAUACAGUGCGAAGUCUACAGAGGUAGGAAACAAUGAUGGAACUGAGGAAGGCUUGCUUCCAACUGGAGUUACAUCAGCACAACAUUUUCAGCAAUUCACGCAAAAGGCCGAGCAUCAUAAAAUGCAGCAUUCUCCUAGAUACAACUUACAUGGCUCAUCCUCUCAAGGUCAAUCUGAGCUUACAGAUACACAGCUGAUGGAUAUGCAAUUUGACAGUGACAUGCGAUGCCUUCGGAUGAACUUUCAUGAUACAUCAGAGGAAUCACUCUCCUACGCCUAUAUAGCUAGCAAAUGUGACCUGGACGAAACUAUUGACAUGCUAAAUCAACUCGAACUUCCCGAUAGUCUGGACAUUGGGGAUGAGUCAGAGCCUGGGCCUUCCAGCGAAGCGGCCAAUCAGAAGCUAAAGAACAAGUCGGUGACUGGCGAAACCAGCACAGCUGCUACCUCAUCAGGUUCGUCAUGCUCCAACCCUAUUACAGAGUAAUACUUAGAAGGGAUGUGGGUGUUUCGGGAGGCCAUUUUGUAAGGCCUUUUAUAUGUGAAGGUGAAGUGUGAAUUUGGUAAAAAGUUUUCUUUUCUAGUCUGUGGACAGCUCUCAAUGUUUCCCCCCAUUGUUGUAUAGCGUAUAACACUACGUGUAGUUUUAUGCCCUUUUUUGAUACAUACCUCAAACCCGUUGAGAUUAACGAUGGCUUGAUAUGAUUGAUGUUAGAAUGCACAUUGGAAUUUUUCUUUCUGAAAGUCAGAAAAGAUCUUGUAUGGUAUGUCAGUGCUUCCUCCUUUUUUUCUUUCAAGUAUUAGGGAAGAAAUGUACACUUUGCCUACUUGUUCAGGAUAUGAAACCAAAUGAUGGGAAAGAAAAUUUGGUCUCAUUU
Cuscuta campestris is the source of this 1099-nucleotide messenger RNA. Lineage: Eukaryota; Viridiplantae; Streptophyta; Magnoliopsida; Solanales; Convolvulaceae. The record is from the annotation of a GenBank genome assembly.